This is a messenger RNA of Coregonus sp. 'balchen', 1454 nucleotides long. NCBI's taxonomy places the organism in Eukaryota, Metazoa, Chordata, Actinopteri, Salmoniformes, Salmonidae. The record is from the annotation of a GenBank genome assembly.
CUCUAUGCUUUUUAAAAAAGAGCCAGAAGCCUCAAUGCUGGAUGUCGUGCUAUGACAACGUCACUACUCUUCCGUCCUCGCUGGGUCGACCCGUCGGUGAUGUUCCUCUACGACAACGGCGGCGGUUCCGAUGAAGUGAGCAAGAACAUGGACGCUAGCGGUGGUGGUUUUGCAGGAGGCAACUUUGCGGCGAACCAAUGCAGGAACCUGAUGGCGCACCCCGCGUCCCUCGCUCCGAGCACGGCAUACUCGUCAAGCGAGGUCCCUACCUCGGGUAUGGGCGAACCAUCCAAGCAGUGCAGCCCUUGCUCGGCUGUGCAAAGCUCCUCCAGCGCGUCCCUGCCCUAUGGAUACUUCGGUAGCGGCUACUAUCCGUGCAGAAUGUCGCACAACAGCAGCAUAAAGUCGUGCAGCACGCAGCCCACCUCUGCGUACGGGGAGAAGUACAUGGACACGUCCGCCUCGGGCGAUGACUUCACCUCCCGGGCCAAGGAGUUCGCCUUCUAUCCGAGCUAUGCGUCGGUCCCAUACCAGCCGGUACCCAGUUACCUGGACGUGCCCGUUGUAUCAACUAUGAGCGGGCCAGCAGAACACAGGCACGAGCCCCUGCUGCCAAUGGAGAGCUACCAGCCGUGGGCUCUAACUAACGGCUGGAACGGGCAGGUCUACUGCACCAAGGAGCAGCCUCAGCCCGGACACAUGUGGAAAUCCUCCAUACCAGGUACAACAUAGGUAGAGAGCCCUCAGGUUUUACGCAAUAAACCAGAACGACUUUUCAUUGUGUUUUUAUGUAGCCUAAUGCCUAAUGCUUAAUCCACAACAAAAUGUUAGAAACGAUGCCUUUUCUGUAAAAAAUUAUAACGCUUGUUUGUAAAUUCGUUUGAGAGUAUACACUCGUAGAAAAAAGGGUUCCAAAAGGGUUCUUCAGCUGUCCCCAUAGGAGAACCCUUUUUGGUUCCAGGUAUAACCCCUUUGGGUUCCAUGUAUAACCCUCUGUGGAAAGGGUUCUACAUGGAACCCAAAGGGGUUCUAUCUGGAACCAAAAAUGGUUAUUCGAAGGGUUCUACCUAUGCCGAUGUUUUAGAUAUAAAAAUGUUUUUGUGUUUGGCUUGUGAACGGCUUACUAUAUCUAUUUUGUAUUCUGUUUUGCUCCACCAGACGCGGUGUCUCCUGUAGGAGGGGACCUGAGCUCCUUCCGACGUGGAAGAAAGAAGCGCGUGCCAUACACCAAGGUGCAACUGAAGGAACUUGAGCGCGAGUACGCGGCCAAUAAAUUCAUAACGAAGGACAAAAGAAGGAGGAUAUCGGCCCAGACGAACCUGUCUGAGAGACAGGUCACUAUCUGGUUUCAGAACAGACGCGUAAAGGAGAAGAAGGUCGUCGUCAAAGUGAAGAGCAUCAGCUAGUUCUGACUGAUAUACAACAAUGGGAUAGGAAUUAAACACACACACACA